AAUUUGUGGAGAGCGGACGAUGGCGGAUGUUGCUCGAGAAGUUCCAGUGGAAGAACUAAUAGAAAAUGCUCGGAAGAAGUUUUCUAACACUUUUAACCGAUCACCAACGGUAGCAGGCAUUGCCCCAGGAAGAGUAAACAUUAUUGGUGAACAUACCGAUUACAAUGAAGGUUUCGUUUUCCCUAUGGCCCUGCCGCUGUACACGGUGGUUGUGGGCGGUCCUUCCGACGACGUUGGGAGGUGCCGGGUGGUGACUCUGGCUGCGGGUGCCGACGACCCUCGUGACGUUGAGUUCAGCACUCCUACGUCAGAGCAGCCCCUAACCAGGAGUGAUGCUCCGGCGUGGGCUAAUUACGUCAAAGGAGUCGUUGCCAACUUCCACGGGAACGUGGUGGGGUUCAACGCGGUGGUGGCCAGCUCGGUGCCCCUCGGUGGGGGCCUCUCCAGCAGCGCCGCCCUCGAGGUCGCGACCUACAGCUUCUUAGAGGCCCUCACCCAGUCACCUGCUCAGAGCCCACGCGAGAAAGCGCUGGCCUGUCAGCGCGCGGAGCACGACUUCGCUCUCAUGCCGUGCGGCAUCAUGGACCAGUUCGUCUGCAGCAUGGCCGAGGCUGGCAACAUUCUUCUCAUUGACUGCAG
Molecule: messenger RNA, 639 nt
Organism: Hyalella azteca
Lineage: Eukaryota; Metazoa; Arthropoda; Malacostraca; Amphipoda; Hyalellidae
Product: galactokinase
Biological process (GO): galactose metabolic process; carbohydrate phosphorylation
Cellular component (GO): cytoplasm; cytosol
Molecular function (GO): galactokinase activity; ATP binding
Source: RefSeq, a predicted model, not a curated record